This is a messenger RNA of Drosophila willistoni, 1777 nucleotides long. It is a transcript of the gene SCOT, whose product is annotated as succinyl-CoA:3-ketoacid-coenzyme A transferase, mitochondrial. The record is from RefSeq and is a predicted model, not a curated record. Bases 116 to 1660 code for a protein of 514 amino acids. Gene Ontology annotation, molecular function: succinyl-CoA:3-oxo-acid CoA-transferase activity. Gene Ontology annotation, cellular component: mitochondrion. The transcript is spliced from 4 exons. Lineage: Eukaryota; Metazoa; Arthropoda; Insecta; Diptera; Drosophilidae. Gene Ontology annotation, biological process: ketone body catabolic process.
GUUUCUUUAACCAAAUCGCAUGCCACGGGCGAUUUAAGAAUUUAACUUGUAUUGUUUAUAUUAUUAAUUUUGAUUAAGUUUUAAAGUUGCUUUUAUCAUUAAAUUAAGACAAAAAAUGUUGGCCAGAUUUCACCAAUUGAGCGGCGGCAAUUUGAAAACCUUCAAGCUCAUUGCCUGCUAUUCGACAUCGGGGGGUAAACAACAUAAGGGCAAGAUCUAUGAAUCGGCCAAUGAUGCAGUGGCCGAUGUUCCAGAUGGCGCCAAAAUUCUUUUUGGCGGCUUUGGCAUCUGUGGCAUACCCGAGAAGAUGAUAGCAGCUCUAAAAGAGAAGGGUGUGAAAAAUAUAACCGCAGUAUCGAAUAAUGGAGGUGUGGAUGAUUGUGGUUUGGGUGUUCUGAUCAAACAGAAGCAAUUGGCGAAAGUAAUUGGCUCUUAUGUGGGUGAAAAUACGGAGCUAGUGCGUCAAUAUUUGGCAGGCGAAUUGGCUGUUGAGUUGACACCGCAAGGCACAUUGGCCGAAAAGAUUCGUGCCGGUGGCGCUGGUAUUCCGGCAUUCUUUACUCCCACUGGCUAUGCCACCUUGGUUCAGGAAGGUGGCGCUCCUGUUAAGUACUCGAAGGAUGGCAAAGUGAUUGUUGAGAGUGCCAAGAAACCAGUUCAGGCCUUCAAUGGACGCAAUUAUGUGAUGGAGGAAUCCAUAUUUGCUGACUUUGCCUUUGUAAAGGCCCAGAAGGCCGAUGCUCUGGGUAAUCUGGUGUUCAAUAAGGCUGCACGCAAUUUCAAUGCACCCAUGUGCAGGGCGGCAAAGAUCACAGUGGCCGAAGUCGAGGAAUUGGUUCCAGUGGGCUCACUCUCGCCGGACGAGAUCCAUGUGCCUGGCAUUUAUGUGAAGCGUAUUUUUAAGGGCAGCAAUUACAACAAACGUGUGGAGCGUCUGAGAAUUACCGAAACCAAGGAUCCCAAUAAGCCAGCACCAGAAGUCAGCCCUGCCCAGGCAUUGCGUGAACGCAUUGCUCGUCGUGUGGCCCUAGAGUUUCGUGAUGGCAUGUAUGCUAAUCUGGGCAUUGGUAUUCCAGUUCUCUCCUCCAACUACAUUCCCGAUGGCAUGAAUGUAAUGUUGCAAUCCGAGAAUGGCAUUUUGGGUCUAGGCCCAUUCCCAACAAAAGAUAAGGUCGAUCCCGAUUUGAUUAAUGCUGGCAAGGAGAGUGUUACAGUAAUUCCAGGCGCUGCCUACUUUGGUUCCGAUGAUAGUUUUGCUAUGAUACGUGGCGGUCACGUUGAUAUAACCAUUCUGGGUGCCAUGGAAGUCUCAGCCACAGGCGAUUUGGCCAACUGGAUGAUACCGGGCAAACUGGUUAAAGGCAUGGGCGGAGCCAUGGAUUUGGUGGCAGCACCAGGCACUAAAGUGAUUAUUACCAUGGAGCAUAAUGCUCGUGAUGGUUCGCCGAAAAUUCUUGAUAGCUGCUCCCUUCCCUUGACCGGCAAAGGGGUGGUCGAUCUUAUUAUCUCCGAGAAGGCAGUGUUCCAAGUGGAAAAGGGUGUCGGUCUCACUUUAUUGGAAAUCGGCGAGGGUUAUACGGUAGAUGAUAUCAUUGCUUGCACAGGAGCUAAGUUCACUGUCUCACCCAAUGUCAAGCCAAUGGCUCAAAUUCCCAUCUGAUGCAGGCAGAUAGAAGCUAGAAAACCAUGGUUCAGGUACUCCGAGUGAUAUAAUUGUGCAUUUAUUUUUGAGUAAAGAAAAAAAUAAUUAUGAAAUAAAAGUGAUUUUUUUUUUCAA